Molecule: messenger RNA, 2914 nt
Organism: Argentina anserina (silverweed cinquefoil)
Lineage: Eukaryota; Viridiplantae; Streptophyta; Magnoliopsida; Rosales; Rosaceae
Product: protein ENDOPLASMIC RETICULUM-ARRESTED PEN3-like
Exons: 3
Coding region: 52-1479 (475 amino acids)
Biological process (GO): protein homooligomerization
Molecular function (GO): protein binding
Source: RefSeq, a predicted model, not a curated record
AAGCUUUGAGUUGAACACCGCUUCAACCAAUCUCCAAUUUUACGGCGACUUAUGGAAAACGGUAACCUCCACGCCGCCGCCGUGCUUCGCACCGACGACCGCAUCAAGCUCAACGUCGGAGGAAAGCUCUUCGAAACCACCUUAUCCACAAUCCAGGCCGGCGGCCCCGACUCUCUCCUAGCCGCCCUCGCGACCCGGACCUCAGACGACCCGGACCCUGUCUUCAUAGACCGCGACCCGGAGAUUUUCUCCGUCAUGCUCUCUCUCCUCCGCUCCGACGGCCUCCCUUCCACCGCUCGUCGAUUCGCCAAGCAAGAGCUCGCCGAUGAAGCUCUCUACUACGGCAUCGAGUCGCUGCUCAAGUCGGCGAUGCUGCCGCCGCCGCUGUCCGGAAUCGACGCCUCGAUUGUCACGACAGUACAGCCCGCCUCCGACGGCCUCCCCUCGGCGAUCACAGCCGGCACCGACGGCUCCGUUUGGAUCGCGCACGGCGGUCAAAUAUCCAGCUACGAUUGGAAUCUGAGCCACGCCGGAACGAUCCGGACUCAUUUGGAGGACAUCAACUCGAUUUGCCGAGUCUAUCCCGAAAUCGCCGCCGUAGGAUCCGAAACCGAUCCCGGACUCCACUUCUACGACUUCUCCGGCGUCCGAAACAUGGGGUCGAUCCACUGGACAGACCCGACCGACCCGAGAAUCUUCAAGGCCCGAGUCACGGCGGUUGCAAACUCGCCGAGCUCAGUCUUCGCCGGCUUCGACUGCCCGCACAGAGAGAACUGCAUCUUAGUGAUCGACAAGUCAACGCUCAAGAUCGUCGGCGAACUGAGCCGGCAAUCCGGAAACUCGGCGAAGAAUUUGGCUGUCGGAAAGCUGAAGUGGCUGCCGGAGAUGGGCUUGAUUGUUGGCAGCUCCGUCACUUCCGGCGCGUUUGGGUAUUCAGGUUAUAUCAGAAUGUGGGACCCGAGGUCGAAGGAGGUGGUUUGGGAGACGAACGAGCCAGGCUCGGGCCGGAGCAGUAGGUUCGGGGACUCGUUCGCGGAUGCCGACGCGAACAUUGAGGAGUCGACAUUGUUCAAGGUGUGUUCCAAGUCUGGAGAUUUGGCAAUGGCAGACCUGCGUAAUUUAGGGGAUGAUCCGUGGGUCUAUUUACAAGAUAAGAACCCAAGCAUGAGGACUAAAGGGUGUGUGAAUAGCAGUAGUAGUGUGGUUCAUUGUUAUGGAAACCAAACCUUUGUGGGGAGAGAUGGUGAAUUGGAGGUUUGGUCUAGGCUUCCGAAAGCCGAAAACAGGGUGGAUAGAGAGAGUGAGGUUUGUGAGGGAUUGUAUAGGAGGAAUUUUGUGGAUAAAGAGGAGGAUGCUCAGAGAGGGAUUAUAAAGAGAAUCGAAGGCGGUGGGAAUAGGCUGUUUGUUGUUAGAGAAGAUGUUGAAGGCAUUGAGGUUUGGGAGAGCUCUCAUUCUUCUGGUGCAGUUUCGGUUUUGUGAAGCAGAACUAGGCUCUGUAAUGUCCAUGUGUUACUGUACCAUAUUUGAAUUUGUGAGCAGUUGUUGACACAUGUGUGAGGUUUAGAUAUCUCAUUUACCUUCAGUAUGGCUCAAUUGUAACUGAUCCAAGUCACAUUUUCCUUUAUUCAUGCCAAAAGAGGAAAUGCCUUGAAAGCAAGUUGGCAAAUUAAUUUCAGAGUGUUAACUAUGAGCAAUUUACUUCCCUUUCAAUUAGCUGAUACUCUGGAUGGCUUGAAUUUUGUUGUAAGUGAGGAGGCAGUAAAACCAUUUUGGAACAAUUGCAGGCUGCUAACUGUUGGUAGGAAGGUGUUUUUCAAUAGAAAUACUAGCAGUACUUUGUAAAGCUAGAGGCACCUGUAUUUUCUGCGAGGAUGCUUGAACUGAAACAGAAAAUCCUAUUUGACAUGGGAUCAGAUCUGCUGUAAUAGGAUUAUCUGAUUAUCUGAUGCAUAAAUGAGAUUUGGAAGCUCAAGGUGAAAGUAGGCGUUUUUUAGGCAACUUGAACAGGUAUGGCUCUAUCUAGUUGAAGCCACAAAUAGCAGAGAGCCAUGGCCGACCUGCCUAGGGGUGUUUGUAUUUUGGGUGCCCCAACAAAUGUGGUGAUAGUAUUAUUAGUAUAGAUGAUUAGUACCCUGUUGAUGUUUUCUGGAUCCUCGGAUCUAUUGCGUCACGUUUCAACUCAUUUAAAAAAAAUUCUAAGACACAUAUCAUCCCAAAUCUUUUGUGUAAGGAUCAAACUUCUCCUCUUGAAAUCCAGGUGUGGUACAGAGCUACGAUUUUGUUGCCAAUCUUUACACAAAAUAUGGGAUCAGUGGGACCUUUGCAGUCACUGAAGUGGAAAGACCAAGGUCAUCAUGCACGUCAUUCCUAGCAUCGUCCCAUUAUCUGGUAAUUUUUGUUUUCUGCUGGAAGUCUGUUCUCUUGUCCGCCGAGUUCAGGAACUGCGACAUCUCCAUCUCAUGUCUGGGGAAACAAGAUCAAGGAAGAUAGCUGCACAGGUAUCACAUGUUAUUGCUUCUUUGUGGAUACUCUGGCCAUGUGUUCAAUAAGCCUGGUGUGAAACAUUUCGAUACAACUAUCCCCAUUUGUAUGCCUGCUCACACACGUUUCGCCUUGGAGAAUCGGAUAUCAGCCUUAUCUGCCAUUUUCACAAUCGGCUCUGAACCUCAAUAAGUAGCAAUAUGAUUGGUCCACGAAUGACUUAUUAAGAACAGGAAUGUUUAGUAAAAGAGGAGGCAAGCCAAGUAGCUACGAACUUCCAUGUACCAUAAAGCGGAGUUACUGGAUAGUAAUAGUGCAGAUGCGGUAGGACCUUGAAGCAUCAUCUAAUUAUCAAACCUCUGCGCGUUGCAUUCAACUGUUGAUGUAGAUUAUCACUUUCAUUUGCGAUGAGUAUAUCAUAAAGAUAGCAUGA